AGGAAGGAAAAAGUUGUUGGACACAGUGUGCAAAAGUCUGCCAUGAAGCAGAAAGACAAAGCGAAAGUCAAAUUUUCCCGCAAGUGUGUCAAUUGUUCUAGUUCUGUUAGGAAAUCCACUGCAGAAACAAUGGCUGUGAAAGAGGAAUGCUGGACCCGAGUCGUUGAAAAUCCUGUUAAGCUGAGAAACAAUGUGUUGGGUAUUCCAAGAGAUGUGAUUCGUGCAUGUAUAUCCGGGAAGAUUCCAAGAAUUGUCUUGAUUGAUCGCAACACUGGCGUUCCGUACUACUGCGAGAUGGUAAAGAGGGCAGGUACUAUAGAUAGGUAUAUAUUCGGUGGAUGGUCUGACUUUUGUAAAGAGCGCAACCUACAGAAGGGAGACACAUUGCGGUUCUCCAUUAAAUAUCCUCCGGUGGACUCGAUAUUGGUGACCGUAGAGCGUGGAAGAGCCUAGGGAAAGACCUGUUAAGACAUAUGACGUGUGUUGCUGUCGUAGCUAAAGUCAUAAUCUGCAAUUAUGUAUGUUUUAUUGUUAAGUUUUCUGGACAGUUGCAAUGUUUUGG
Vicia villosa (hairy vetch) is the source of this 562-nucleotide messenger RNA. RefSeq lists its product as uncharacterized. The record is from RefSeq and is a predicted model, not a curated record. Gene Ontology annotation, molecular function: DNA binding. The transcript is spliced from 3 exons. The coding region runs from base 43 to 453 and encodes 136 amino acids. Lineage: Eukaryota; Viridiplantae; Streptophyta; Magnoliopsida; Fabales; Fabaceae.